AUGAUCGUCUUCUGGGUUACAUUGUUUUGUCUUCAUGAAGGAUAUUCUCUGGUUCCAGUUAAAACUGUUCAGCUUGGUGAACCAGCAACCUUAACAUGUGCUAUUCCCAAAGAGCUCAGCAUUAGAGGAGUCAACUGGUACAAGCAGAGUGUUGGGGAUACUCUUAAAUUAAUAGUUACACUGUAUAAAUCUACAGCUGAUUUUGGUCCUGGAUUUUCGAGCUUAAGAUUCGGAGUAUACGAUGGUAAGAAUUUUACCAGCUUGACAAUUUUAAAGACAGUUCAAGAGGAUGAGGGACUCUAUCACUGUGCAAACACAGAAUGGAUUGGAACUACAUGGAGUGGGAUGUAUUUGUUAGUAAAAGGAAACACUCAGAGGACAUCAAACUAUGCAGUCAGUCAGUUGCUGAUAGAAUCAAAUCCAGUCCGUCCAGGAGACACAAUGACGCUCCAGUGUUCAGUCUUCUCUGACUCUGACAACAAGACAUGUCCAGGAGGUCUCAAUAUUAUCUGGGUCAGAGAGGGAUCAAAUAAAUCUCAACCAAACAUCAUCUACACUGACAGAAACAGAAGUAAUGAAUGUGAGAAAAGGUCUGACCAUCAGAAGACAUGUGUUUAUCGCUUCUCUAAGAACGUCAGCUCCUCUGAUGCUGGGACUUACUACUGUGCUGUGGCCACAUGUGGGGAGAUAUUAUUUGGAAAUGGAGCUAAACUAGAUAUCCAAGUGUUACCCACACAGUCAGCAUUUAUUCAGCUGACAAUAUUAAUAGUAUUUUUGGCAAUUUCUGUCAUUGGAAACGUGUUCCUCAUCUGCAACCGAAGAGUAUGUAAAAAACUUCAAAGAAAAGAAAGUGCUAUAGCAUAUGCACAAACUGACACCUCAUGCCAACCAGUAAGUGAUGAAAAUUAG
Messenger RNA from Maylandia zebra (zebra mbuna), 909 nucleotides. RefSeq lists its product as uncharacterized. Gene Ontology annotation, biological process: response to bacterium. Lineage: Eukaryota; Metazoa; Chordata; Actinopteri; Cichliformes; Cichlidae. The record is from RefSeq and is a predicted model, not a curated record.